Molecule: messenger RNA, 444 nt
Organism: Pedinophyceae sp. YPF-701
Lineage: Eukaryota; Viridiplantae; Chlorophyta; Pedinophyceae
Source: the annotation of a GenBank genome assembly
AUGGCGGUGGUGGACGUGGAGGAGCGGAAGCGCGCGUUGGCGGCGCGUCUGGAGGCGCUGGAGACGGACCACGCGGGGCAGGACGUGGGCGAGGACAGCGACGACGAGGAGUUCGAGGUGAGCGAGGAGGAGGACGACGACGGGACGCGGCAGCCGAAGAAGCAGAAGGGCAAGGGGAAGCGGCGGACGACGCGCGGGCAGCUCGACCGGAAGGGCGCGCGCACGCUGCAGGCGCUGCUGGAGGAGCAGGAGGCGGGGGGGGGUUCAGGGCCGGGGUACUUGGACGCCGCGGUGGGCCCGCCGCGGUACCGCAGCCCGCGGCGGCUGUGCAGCGUGUGCGGGCAGCUCGCGCCGUACAGCUGCACGCGGUGCGGCGCGCGGUUCUGCAGCCGGCGGUGUUCCGGCGUGCACGCGGACACGCGCUGCCUGAAGUUCGUGGGCUGA